Molecule: messenger RNA, 1595 nt
Organism: Paramacrobiotus metropolitanus
Lineage: Eukaryota; Metazoa; Tardigrada; Eutardigrada; Parachela; Macrobiotidae
Product: glutathione S-transferase omega-1-like
Exons: 7
Coding region: 356-1069 (237 amino acids)
Biological process (GO): glutathione metabolic process
Cellular component (GO): cytoplasm
Molecular function (GO): glutathione transferase activity; glutathione dehydrogenase (ascorbate) activity
Source: RefSeq, a predicted model, not a curated record
ACUGUACAGCUGUUCCUCCUAAAUGCAUAAAAUAAACUAUGCAUCGAUCAUGCAUCGUUGACAGAUUAUCUGCCCAUUUAAUUUACAAGAACUUAUAAACCGGGAGUUGUGCUACAUUUAUCAUUCCGCAUUAUUGUUCAUAUUUUGUACGCUUCUUCCCUGGGGGCUCCGUCACAGCUAAUGAUACGCUACCAAUACUUUUCGAUGCUCACAGUCAAAUGAUUUAAAACGUGUGCUCGUAAUGGAGUUUCUUGCUUGAAAGUCGCAUUAAUAUAUUUCCUGUGGAACUUGAUCAAAAUAAAAAUCCCUUCCAUUCAAACGAGUAGAGCUAUUGGUGUAUUUUCAUACCGCAAAAAUGGUUGUGUUGGACAACAUUAAACAUUUGACUCAAGGAAGUGAACCUCCACACUUGGACCCAAGCAAGCCGACUCUUUACAGCCUAAGAUUCUCCCCAUUUUCCGAAAGAGCAAGAUUAGUUUUGAAUAUAAAACACAUACCUUUCAACGUUGUCAACAUUCAUGUAAGGAAUCGUCCUGAUUGGUACUGGAAGAAAAAUCCAUUGGGAAAAGUUCCCACAUUGGAAGAGCCAGAUGGAUCUAUCGUUUAUGAAUCUCUUAUUAUUGCGGAGUAUCUGGAUGACAAAUACCGCGAUCAUUUUCCCCUGCUUCCCAGGGAUCCAUAUGAGCGAGCGCAGCAAAAACAACUUGUGGCAGCGGUUAUCGAAACGGCAUCGUAUAAGCACACGGUAAUUGAAGGCGACCAAGAAGCCAAACACACCGUGGAAAAUGGUUUGGAUGCCGUAGAACGAAUGCUUCAACAAUACUUUUGGUCAGGAAACAAGAUCGGCUUCGCUGAUCUUAUGUUGUGGCCUUGGUUCGAACGGUUACCGGCAAUCAGCGAAAUCGCUGGGUUGGACUUUACAGAAAAACGUCAUCCAAAAAUUACGGAAUGGAUGCAUCUGAUGCUUGCAGUUCCCGAAAUAAAGGAAACCGCGUACUCUACCAAGGAGCGUGUGGAGUUUUUGGAAACUCGCAAAAGUGGUGCAAUAAAUUAUGACGUUGGUCUAUGAUAAAGGUGGCAAAAUGAAUGCGCUAGCUCAUUUUUAUAUUAAUAUUGCAGCAUACAAAUGCAUGGCAGCAUUCAUCGUCUUCUUGCAUGGUCGUGCAUAGUCGUCGUCGUAUGUAACAGAAUAAUAAUUAUAGGAAUAUUAUAACUCAAUAAUUAACAUGGACGCCCAUAAUUCUGGUUUCUUGAAGUCAACAUCAUAAAGGCCAUUCGAAAUCAAAUUUCGAGAAGUAAAACGUGCACAAACAUGUGCGCACUUGGGUUUUGUUUAGACAAAUAAUAUUCUGCUAGAGCUUUAAAACUUUAAUACAACGCGCAACAGUAAUUAAUAAAGACGUACAACGGCAUGUACGAGACUUGUACGUAAUUUGUAUCGCUAUAUUAUUUUGUCGCUCGUUAAAAACUUGAAAUGCAGUUUCCAGGAAAUUGUUCCAGCUUCCAGUAUCCGAAAAAUACGGUUGGUGGAUUAGGUAUCUGGGUUGGGUGAAAACUACGGACAUGCAGUAGCUUUUAUAUUUUAUUCCUGAACC